Aphanomyces astaci is the source of this 495-nucleotide messenger RNA. RefSeq lists its product as hypothetical. The record is from RefSeq and is a predicted model, not a curated record. The coding region runs from base 1 to 495 and encodes 164 amino acids. NCBI's taxonomy places the organism in Eukaryota, Oomycota, Saprolegniomycetes, Saprolegniales, Verrucalvaceae. The transcript is spliced from 2 exons.
AUGCCUCCCGCCUCGCCCAACGCUUACGCUCCGCUGGAGUCUGCUUCUGAGCAAGCCUUGUCGCCCUCUGGCUGGAGCAAUAUCCUCAAAGUGCCGCUGUCGUGGGUCGGCUACUGUCCUCCCGGUCGCGCGUACCUUUCCCUGCAGCACCAAUCCACCGUGAACGCUACCGAGCAAGCCGCGUUUGCUGCCGGCCAACGGGCUAGACAAGAGCAUGUAUCGCAUGCAGCUUGUGGCGUCAGUGCUUUUGGUCUGAAUUCGAUUUACUCGGCGCCGUUGGCCAUUGUGGACAAAAUGGCGAGUCAUGCCAGUGCCAGCGAUGGCUUCGUGGACUAUAACAGCUGCUCCGUGGGACUGAACACCAACGAUUUUGGAGGGACUUCGAGCAAGCACUACGUAGGGCCAUUGAACCAUGCCGACUUGUCCUUCCGCACGGGUGAUGGCUGGUGGGGGGACAAUCGCAAACCGCUCAAGUGGUUCCAGUGUUUGUUGUAA